Molecule: messenger RNA, 4698 nt
Organism: Drosophila bipectinata
Lineage: Eukaryota; Metazoa; Arthropoda; Insecta; Diptera; Drosophilidae
Gene: ms(2)34Fe
Product: male sterile (2) 34Fe
Source: RefSeq, a predicted model, not a curated record
UGACACACAAUGAGUGUUGCCAAAUCCAUACGAAGUAGCCGGCGGACCCGAACAUCCCAGGGUCCUCCGGAAGUUGGCCAUUUCAUCUACUGUGUCAACUUCUACGACAAUGGACUGAAGGCGGUCCAGGAGGAGUUUGUGAAGAGGGUGAUCAGCGGGACGCGCCGGGCCGUCUUUGUGAUCGACUUGAAAAAGGAGAUAAUAGCCUCCACCCUGCACAAUGCCCGCUAUUCCAAGAGCAGAAAGACGGUGGGAUCGAUGAGUAUAAAGCCGGUAGAUCCUAUGGUCAUUACCUUGCAAGGCAUUCAGAACUGCUUGGAAGAGUACGAAAAGGUAACCAAAUCCCUCGAGGCGGAGGCAAACUUCGAUCUCUACAACUACUGGCAGAAGAACAUCCCAGCCCAGCUCAAGAACCUGACCCCGCGGGCCGGAGGUAAGACCAAAAGGGGCUCCAACACCUCCAAACCAAAAACGGCCAAAGGAUCCGACAAAAUGCGUCUCGAGAAGAUCCGUUGCACUUCUGUCAACGCCAAGGAACACCACAAGGUGGGAAAGGAGGGCAAGGUGUCGCAACAGGAGUUCAUCAAGGAUAAUCCCAUGUACACCAAAAUCCUGAUCCUGAUCAUUGGCCAAAUGGACAAUAACUUCUACAGGACCCUGCUGGCCUAUGAGCAACCCCUCCGGGCCGUCAUCCAUUUCCUUCCAGAAGAGAGUGCCUACGAUAUGCUGGUGCCACGCCCUCGUCGCGAACGGGAGCUACAGGAGGCGGUGGCUGCUAUCCAGCACAGCAUCAACUCGCUCCGGAAACGGACGCCCAUGAAGCCGGUGGGAAUCUUCCAGCAGAAAUUGCCCCAGAUGUCCGCCUGCAUGGCCACCAAGUUUUCCGAAGACAUUUUCGACCAGCUGAGCUGGUACAUGUACGACGUGGAGACGCUGAGGGAAUGGUACCGACGCUUUUACGUGGAGUCCUACCAGGAGACAAAUGUUAAGAUGGAUCCGUCCCUCCAGCUGCAGGACGCCUUUCACAUUCUGGAAUCGCUGAGCAUUCAGGGUCACUACCUUAAGGCCCAGAUGCCGGCUGCCCGAGAUGAUGAUGGCACCGUCUACCUGUACAUGGAGUCGCUAAUGAGCACGUUCGGGAAUCCCCGCGAGCUGAUGAACGAAACAGAGGUCCUUCUGCUGGCCAAUCCGACGCCAGCGGUUCAGACCCGGGUUCUGGACAAAGUCAAGGUGUACGCCAAUGCCUUCAAGAGCAUCGUGAAGCUACCCAAGAAUGAUCGCGUAUUUCUGGAAGAGUCCAAUGAGCUGCUGACCAGCCUGCUCUCCUACAUGGACCAGGGCCUGAUGCGGAACAUCUACCACGGCUGCCUGGAGUACAAUCUGAUGCGACGUUACUUCACCUCCGGUUAUAUCACUAAUGGUAUCCAGGUACAGCCCUACAAUGGCGACCCGGAACCGAUCUAUCUGCCCAAGUUCGCCCAGCUGUAUCUUACGGAUGACUCGGUGACCCAGAGAAUCAUUCAACUGGUGAACGACUACGAUGACUUCACCGUGGAGGAGGUGCGUCCGAAUGUCCAGCUCUACACCUUUCGUCGCGGCCUGAACGAGGUCUUCGAGCAGGAGAAGCAGACGGUCAUCCCUACGCGACUCUGCUUCCGGGACUUUACCCUCUAUGAGAUGGAACAGUUCCUCCAGGACUUCGUCACUCCUCAAAAGUUUAGCGAAAUGCAGGAGAGCUUCAUAACAACCAACAUGAGCACGUCCACGGUAUUGAAUCAGAAGGAGCCUGUGUUCAUUAAAUGCGGCGAUGGCCCGGACAACCACGUUAGCAUCGAUCCCAAUCUCUUUGUGCGUCCCAAGUCGAUCAAGGGCCAACAGGUCAAAGCUAAGGAUGUUGGUUCAUCGCCAGAUGCCGAGUCUCGGGCGGGCACCCGGGUACCGUCCAUAACGCAAGUCGCUCCGGGUGCAAAAUCUGUGCGGAAUUCGGCCUUUUUUGCGGAGGAUCUGACAACGAUCCAGAACGCAAGCGAAUCGGUGCUCCAAAAAGCUGGCCUGAGACCCAAUCAUCCCAUGCUUAAGGGUUACAAUUUGGACGAUACCCGCCAAACGAUCAAGGCCAAGACCUCAAAGUACUUCUUUGAGGAGGGCCGGGUCACCUUGUACGAGGAGAAGUGGAACUUCCGGCAAAUGAACAAGUGUCUCUCGCUCGAGGUAGCCGAUCAGCAGGUGCACUUCCGAAAUCUGGCGCACAAUGUCUUUACAACGGACUGCAGUGUCCGGAUCGAAUCGAAGAAUGGGAUCAGCCUGCGGGUCAUGCCCAAGGAAUUGGAGUGUGCCAAGGCGGUUCUCAACUACCCCAAUGGCCUCAGCACCUACUGCCAUGAUACCCAUGCAGAGCAUCUCUGGCAAUAUCAGGAGAAUGAACUGGAGGAGAGUCGACGUGUAUGCACCCCCUACGGUUGUGUGAUCUCUUUCUACCAAAACAACGAUACCGUGGUAAUAAUGCGGUAUAAUGGCGAGGUGUACUACCUGUACAGCUUUACGGAUGCAGAGAACGAGGAGGAGGAGGAGAUGACCUCAGAGUUUAUCAACGCCUGCUCCACCCAGUCAACAUACAGUAGCUACAAGCCCAUCCCCAACGAUUCCAAGCCCAAGUGCAACAAGAAGAAGCGCAAGGGUAGCGAAAGGGUGGCGGCCGGAGCGGACUCCAUUAUGAGGCCAUCCAAUCAGAGUAUGCUCUCCAAGCAGAGCGGAUCAAAUGCGGCGCUCCGGAAGAAUCGUCUGACCAAGAACAAGCAGUACGCCGCCCUGUUCGCCAGUGUGGAGUUCGAGCUGAACUUCCUGAACUUCAUCAUGGCCCUGUACAAGCUGAGCUAUCGCCAUCUGAAGCUCAUCACCACCCUGGGCAGCGUUGUGCAUGUCCAGAGCGAUGGAAAGAUCUGGUGUGGCAAGCCCUUCCGGAACACGGAAUGGCAUGACUACUACGUCAACGAAUCCUACUCGAUGCGCGACGACGGCGUCAAGAUGAUCUGGACGGUGGGGGAGCUGCGAUGCUACCACAGCGACGGCACCUGCAUCAAGUCGGGCACAGCCGAGGGUUGGGAUCCGGGUACGGAGAACGAUGAAAUCGACCUGGAAAUCACCUCCAGCAGCUCUCACAGGCGCUCCAGUGGGGAAGAAGAACAAAGAAACACUACUAUAUACAUCAAUGCUCCCGAUGGUCUACCUUUCGAUCAUUCCGUUGAACCCCAGACGGUUGAGACAGAGUCCAUUACCGUGGAGACCGUCCAGGUGCAUCCAAGGAAGUUGCCGUCCCUCGAAGAUGAGCCAAUGAUUGAGGAGGAGGAGGGGGAAGUCGUCUUCGACAUGAGUUACAUUACAUUUAUGCCGAAUACCUUCUCGAUGUUCCACCAAAUCUACGCCAGCAUCCAGUUCAACUUCAACCACAUCACCAAAGUGGACCUGAAUAUCGAGACCUCGGUCUGUACCUGCGACAACAUGAAGCUGCGAAUCUUUAAGAGCUCCCCGAUCUCCGAUUCCCCAAUUUCCCCAACUGAUAGCGAGUUUAAGAACUUGGCGGAGGUCCAACAGGAUGUGCCGUCGUCCUCUGCCGAUCCUGAUGAAUGGACCCGGACGCCAUUCUAUCCAUCCGAGCCAGAAGCUCCGUCCAGCGAAUCGCCCGGCGGAACGGAGGAGCAGGUGCCAGAAGUGGUGGACCUUCUUGAUCGCACCUGCGUGGAGAUUGAAUGCUCCAAUCUCCUGGUUCAUGUUUAUGAGGAUAAGGCCACCAUUCAAACCCAGUUGCGGAAGUUUGGAUGCGAUGAGAACGCAAAGUGUGACCUGCAGGUGCGUGACAACAUAAUAUUGGACGUCAAUUACACUGAAAGCCUCUCCACUACCUUCGGGAAAUGGAUCGAGGAGCUAACCAGCUUCAUCAACUGUUUCUGCCCCAAAUGGCGGACACUGUAUUUCCUGGAGAGUUUAGAUGCCCAAUGCCAGAAAAAAGGUUUUGAGAUGAUGAAGGCUAUCCCGCCAUUGGGAAAGUAUAACUUUUGUGCUGGGAACUACUUUAUUGAUGCCCAUGAACUGAUUUCCGUGGAUAAUAAGAUGAAAAACAACUACCCAUGGAUCAACGAAGAUCUGGUAAAGUUUCCCCGUUUUCCACUCUACAAGAAGACACCACCACCUGAGGAGUUUCCCUUGGUGCUGAAGGCAAAGAUAUUUGUGGAGAUACCAGCCCAACUGGCCAAUACCGACAGGAUACAUCAGUUUGUGAAUGAGUUUGACAAGAUCAAGUUCAGGAAGCAGCGAUAUCGCUUCAAUGAGGCCGUGCUCUUCCAUCUGCAUCCUCGACUGCGUCUGUUGGUGCAGCAGGAGAUCAGCAAGCGAAGCUGGAAGAACCACCACGAGGAGAUGCGGCGCCGAAAGUUCAUGGAGCAACAGCGCCUCAGCCUCUACAUGGCCAUGCUGAAGCACAAGGUGUAUCCGAACUACUUCCAGUUCAAGGACCAGUUCUACUCCCAUGUCCGCAACAUCGACUUCUUCAACUUCAUGACUUCAAAGUGCAACGAACGGAUCCAUCCCGAGGAGGUGAUGGUGGAUCCCAUCGAGGAAGUCUCCUCGCCAACGUCAAAGGUUUCGCCCAAAAACCGCAAGAAAUGUUACUGCCCCAAGUAUCUAAAGUCAAUUGAAUAGGCA